Clunio marinus is the source of this 1696-nucleotide messenger RNA. The record is from the annotation of a GenBank genome assembly. Lineage: Eukaryota; Metazoa; Arthropoda; Insecta; Diptera; Chironomidae.
GAAAUUUGAAUGUGUUUGUGAACGAGAGAAAAUCACGUAUUUUCGGAACGAGACAAAAUAUCAGAUUAAAAUAUUAAAAGCUGUGAUUUGAAAUUAUUUAAAGCUUUCAUUAUCAUUUUAAAAACCAUUAAGACAAAAUAACAUAUAAAAAGAAAAGAAAAUUUGUUGAUCUUUGAUAUAGAAUUCGAGAUUAAAAGUUAUCAUUGCUGGAAGUUGAAAAUGGAAACAGUGAACCAUGAAGAAGAUUCAGGUGUGGUGGUAGUGAAAGCAAAACCAACACGUAAAGUUUUCAAAGGAACAACAAGAACAAUAAAUAAGAUUCCAAAUUCAAUUUUAAAUGACACUGAAAUCAACGAUGCAAUUUCCAAUCUCCCUCAAAAUUACAACUUUGAGAUACACAAGACAAUACAUCGCAUACGCGAGACAAAAGCGAAACGAGUUGCUCUACAAAUGCCAGAAGGCUUAUUAAUGUUUGCUUGCCCUAUUUCUGACAUUAUUCAAAAGUUUACCGACGCUGAUGUCGUUAUAAUGGGUGAUGUUACCUAUGGCGCUUGUUGCGUUGAUGAUCAUACUGCGAUUGCUCUUGGAGCUGAUAUGCUUAUUCACUAUGGACAUAGCUGUCUCAUUCCUAUAGAUCAAACCAAUGGAAUUAAAGUUCUCUACAUCUUUGUUGAUAUCAAAAUUGAUUCGUUACAUUUUGUGGAAAGUGUCAAGUUGAACUUCCCACCUGGUAGGAAACUGGCACUUGUCAGCACAAUUCAAUUUGUAGCGACAUUACAUCAUGUAGCUAAUGAAUUAAGACAACUUGGAUAUGAAGUUACUGUUCCUCAAACCAAACCAUUAAGUCCUGGAGAAAUCCUUGGAUGUACCGCUCCAAAAUUGCCUGGAGACGCUGCUUUAGUUUAUCUUGGUGAUGGACGUUUUCAUCUUGAAGCUGCGAUGAUUGCUAAUCCACAUGUCGAAGCGUUCAAAUAUGACCCCUAUGAUAAAAAAUUCACGCAAGAGUAUUACGAUCAUGAAGCUAUGAGGCGUAAUCGAAAGCUUGCAAUUGAAAAAGCACGAAAGGCAAAACGAUUUGGUUUAAUUCUUGGGACACUCGGAAGACAAGGAAGUUCAAAAGUUCUUGAACAUUUGGAGAAAAGAUUGAAAGCGAAUGGAAAAAAUGUUUCCAUAAUUCUUCUGUCGGAAAUAUUUCCAUCGAAACUUGAACUUUUCAAAGAUGUUGACGCUUUUGUUCAAGUUGCUUGUCCGCGACUGUCGAUUGAUUGGGGAACAGCUUUUGAGAAACCUUUACUGACACCUUACGAGCUCUCAGUUGCACUUGGUGAUGUCGAAUGGAGAAUUAAUGAUGUUCCAAAUGAAAAAGACAAGAAUCUCAACUAUCCAAUGGACUUCUACAGCACUUACAGUCUCGGAGAGUGGACGCCAAAUUACAAACCCAAACCAGCUGAUGUUUCAUGUGAGAACGCUCUCAAUGGUGGUUGUUGUGGCAAAUGUUUGGACGAAUAUGAAGAGAAGAAAGGAAAAAAUGGAGGAAAUAUAAUGAAAAUUGAUAUUUAAUAAAUUCUUAUAACAUUCUGCUUAAUGCUUUAUGAAAUAUCAGAAACCUUGAAUAACUUUGUGGGCUUCAAUAAAAUUAUUAAAACUUUUUAUAGGUUGAAUAAAAUUGCAAAGAUUUUUGAUUAUUUAGAAUUCU